Messenger RNA from Rhineura floridana, 6566 nucleotides. It is a transcript of the gene LTBP4, whose product is annotated as latent transforming growth factor beta binding protein 4. The record is from RefSeq and is a predicted model, not a curated record. Gene Ontology annotation, molecular function: calcium ion binding. Bases 74 to 4948 code for a protein of 1624 amino acids. Lineage: Eukaryota; Metazoa; Chordata; Lepidosauria; Squamata; Rhineuridae. The transcript is spliced from 33 exons.
CAUUGGCGGUCAGUGGUGUAGAGCCCAGCUCCGCUGCCUCUUUUCGGCGCCCCUCGGCUCCGUCGACGGCAGGAUGCGGCCACCGGCUCUGGGCGCGCUCUGCCUGCUGCUGCUGCUGCUCCUCCUCCUCCUCCUGCCGGCGCUGGACGCCCGAGGGCCGCGCCGUCCGGCGGCCCCCCCGCCCUCCAGCGGCCCCCCCGCCCAGGAGAGGCGCAGGAAGAGCCAGGCGGGCCGGGCCCCUAAAGCGGCCAGGCCCAACGUCUGUGGGGAGGUCUGUUGCCCUGGAUGGUCCCUUGCACCCAAGACUGGAAAUUGCACCAAAGCCAUCUGCAUUCCUCAGUGCCAAAAUGGGGGCCAGUGCAAAGCCCCCCAGCACUGCACCUGCCGCUCAGGCUUCACGGGCCCCUACUGUGAGCACUCCACUCCCGCCUCCACGCUGACCGCACAGCCCCACAGGGUGCCCCUGCAGUCCAUGGCAGUCCGCUGGCAACCUCUGACGUUGACUGAGCUCCAGGUGGUGCUCCGGCGCCGAAAGGCAUUGGAUCCCUCUGAGAAGAUGGCCACAAUCCUGGCACAGCAUCUGGCCUCCCAACCUGGUGGUGACAGCAGCAACAGCCCUCCCGGACAUGCCCCCGCAGCAACACAAAUGCCCCAUGUCCUGUGUCCCCUCAUCUGCCAAAAUGGGGGUGUCUGUCUCAAGAAGGACAAGUGUCUCUGCCCCCCCAACUGGACUGGCAAGUUCUGCCACCUCCCAGCCCUUCUGCGCUCCCAUGGACAGACCCCCACUCGCCGGGGGACUGACUCCCAGCCCGAGAGAGCGGCCCAGCCCGUCGCCAAGUCUGUCUACACUCUCCCAAUCGCCAACCACCGCGAAGAGCGUGACGGAGUGGUGUCCAUGGUGAACGUCCACGUGGAGCACCCGCCCGAGGCCUCCGUCGCCAUCCACCAGGUGGAGCGGGUGAGCGAGGAGGUGCUGGGGGACACCAACGCCCUCCCGCUCUCCCGCACAGCCCUCUACAGCAUCUUGGCCCAGAGCAGCCCCCGCGACCCCGGCGGUUACAGCGAGAGUGCCGGCUUUGGCUACUGCUUCAGGCAGCUCCGUGGUGGAGAGUGCAGUGCCCCCCUGCCUGGCUUGCGCACCCGUGAGAUCUGCUGCCGUGGGGCCGGCCUCGCCUGGGGAGUCCAUGACUGCCUGCCCUGCCCCAGUGGUGACGUAGGGGACACCAGCCCGGUGGGGAGGAACGAAGUGGCCUGUCCCAAAGGGUUCCACCGGCAGAACGGCUCCUGCAUUGAUGUGGAUGAAUGUGAAGAGGGCAGCUUCUGCCACAACGGAGACUGUACCAACACACGCGGCAGCUUUGCAUGCGUCUGCCAUGAGGGCUACAUCCUUGACUCUUCCCGCAGCAGCUGCAUUUCUCACCAUGUGAUUUCGGAGGCCAAAGGACCCUGCUUCCGGGUGCUGCGAGAUGGCGGGUGCUCCCUGCCUAUCCUCCGCAACAUCACCAAGCAGAUCUGCUGCUGCAGCCGGGUAGGCAAGGCCUGGAGCCAAGGCUGCGAACGCUGCCCCCCUUUUGGCUCAGAUGGGUUCAAGGAGAUCUGCCCAGCAGGGCCCGGCUACCACUAUUCAGCCUCUGACCUCCGCUACGACACUCGCUUCCUUGGCCAGGACCUGCCCCGGGUGCCCGUCAGCCGCCAGCAAGGGGAGCCGGGCCCUGCUGCCAGGCCCACGACAACAGAGCCGCCUUCCAUCUUUCACUGGAGUCCCCGGCCCACCUCCCUGCUAGAACGCCAGCCCCCCUGGCAUCUGCCGACCCAGCUGCCUGGCCCUGAACCUUCUGUGCCAGAGGCUGGGCAGGGUGUGUGUGAGCGGCGCCCCCAGGUGUGUGGGCCAGGGCGUUGCAUCCCCCGACAGGGCGGCUACACUUGCGUGUGUGAUCGCGGCUUCUGGCUGAGUCCUCAAGGCACUCACUGUAUUGAUGUUGAUGAGUGCCGACGAAGCCCCCGCCCUUGCGCCAACGGCCGCUGCGAGAAUUCCAUAGGCAGCUUCAGCUGCAGGUGCCGGGCUGGCUACCAGGCUGACCCGUCAGGAUCUGAGUGCCAGGACAUUGAUGAGUGUGCCAAAACGCCCCCACCGUGUGCCAAUGGUCGCUGCCAUAACACCCCGGGUUCCUUCCGCUGUUCCUGCCCCACUGGCUACCGCCCUGGCCCCACUGGCUUUGAAUGCCGAGACGUUGACGAGUGCUCCCAGAGCCCCCCUCCCUGUGCUCACGGGCGCUGCCGGAACACGCCAGGCUCCUACAAAUGCACCUGCCCCACCGGCUUCCAGCCUGGCCCCACCGGCACCGAGUGCCUGGAUGUGGACGAAUGUCGGGAGAGCCCCCCCAUCUGCCAGCCUGGCCGGUGCGAGAAUGUGCCUAGUGGCUACCGCUGCACCUGCCCAAUUGGCUACCAGCCCAGCCCACUGGGAACCCAGUGUAUAGAUGUGGAUGAAUGCCAGCAGAGCCCCCUGCCUUGUGGCUCUGGGCGCUGUGAGAACGUGCCCGGAGGGUAUCGCUGCCUCUGCCCUGCAGGAUUCCACGCCAGCCUCACCGAGAAGCAGUGCUUAGACAUCGAUGAGUGCUCAGCUGGGUCACCCUGCAGCCCUCAGGGGCGCUGCAUCAACACGGAGGGCUCGUUCCGCUGCCAGUGUGGUCAAGGGUAUCGCACCGAGGGCACAGGGGCAUCCUGUGUAGAUAUUAACGAGUGCCUAGAGGGCGACUUCUGCUUCCCACGGGGCGAGUGUCUCAACACGGAGGGCUCCUACACCUGCCUGUGUGCCCAGGGCUUCACCACCGCCCCUAACGGGGCCUCCUGCAUGGACAUUGAUGAAUGCCAGCAGGACGCAGCAUGUGGCGGUGGGCACUGUGCCAACACCGAGGGCUCUUUUGAUUGCUACUGCCCGCCUGGCGCCCGCAGCAGCCCCAACAAGGCCUCCUGUGAGGAUAUCGAUGAGUGCCAGGAAUACGGAGUAGCUCUCUGCGGGACGCAACGCUGCGAGAACUCUGCUGGCUCUUAUCGUUGUGUGGCAGAUUGCCAGGUGGGCUACCGAGCCAGCACCACAGGAGAAUGUGUUGACAUCAACGAAUGCCAGGAGUCUGGAGCCAGGCUCUGUGGGGAGAAGCGCUGUGAAAACACUCUGGGGUCCUACCACUGCCUUGCCAGCUGCCAGACUGGGUAUCAAGCCACUGCCACGGGAGACUGCGUGGACGUGGAUGAGUGCAAGAACUCCUCACUCUGUGGCUCCCAUGCCAUCUGCCACAACCUACCUGGCUCCUUCCAGUGCAUCUGUGACCAGGGCUACGAAAGUGCCCAGGAUGGGCGGCAUUGCCUAGACGUGAACGAAUGCGAGACCCUGCAGGGGGUCUGUGGGGCUGCCCCCUGCGAGAAUGUGGAGGGGUCCUUCCUCUGCAUUUGCCCCCAGGCCGGUGAAGAGUUUGACCCCAUGACCGGACGCUGCGUUGCUCUGCCAGGUGCUGCACAUGUCCCGGCCUUCCCCAGGCGCCCUGAGGCUUCCCGGCCUGAAUCCGGACCCUCUGGGGCCAGCGAGAGCCUCCACCGCGAGUGCUACUAUGACCCCAAUGCAGCACAGGCCUGCGAGAAUGUGCUGGCAUGGAAUGCCACGCGCCAAGAGUGCUGCUGCAGCCUCGGCCACGGCUGGGGCAUUGACUGCCACAUCCAGGUGUGCCCCACCCCGGGGACAGCUGAGUACCGGACCCUCUGCCCUCAUGGCAAUGGCUAUGCUGUCCCCGGCGCUGGAAGUGCCUUGGCCUUUGCAGACGUGGACGAGUGCGCCCUCUUCAAUGCCCAGGUGUGCAAGGGUGGGGUCUGUGUGAACACGAUCCCAGGCUACUCCUGUUACUGCCCCAAUGGCUACUACUAUGAGAUGCAACACCUGGAGUGCAUUGAUAAUGAUGAGUGCCUUGACGAGGAGGCGGAGCCUUGCGUGGGGGGGCGCUGCAUCAACACCAUUGGCUCUUACUACUGCUUUUGUGCUGCCCCCCUGGUCCUCGAUGCCUCCCAGCGCCGCUGUGUGGCCAAUGCCAGCCAAGGCUCCGAUGACAACCUGGCUGUGUGCUGGCAAGAGGUGGGCCCUGACCUCGUGUGCAGCCGCCCUCUCCUUGACCGCCUGGCCACCUACACAGAGUGCUGCUGCCUCCAUGGGGAAGCCUGGAACAUGGAUUGUGCUCUGUGUCCGGCCCGUGACUCAGAUGACUUUGAGGCCCUGUGCAAUAUCCUUCGGCCCCCCAGCUAUGGGCCGGCGGUGCGUCCGGGAAGUGUGGGUCUGCCCUUCGAGUAUGGUGGGGGGGAGUUCCUGCCCUACAGCCCAGAGAUCUUUGCCCCGCCACCUCGCCCUGCCCCCCCCCGUGUUCCUGACUACGACCUUUUCCCCCGUGACUCGCUCUACGGCCCAUCACCCUACGAGUUCACCGACUUCGAGGACCUGCCCUACAGCAAUAUGCGGCAUGAGGGCCCAGCUGAGCCUCCCCGGGGGAGCUACCGGCCCCGCAGCCCCCCCGAGCCAGAAUGGCACCACCCAUCAAGCAGCAGCAGGAGCAGGAGCAAUGUGCCUUCCUACCUGGAGCGGCCAGGAAGGGCCAGUGAAGACUACAGCCGUUCUGAGGGCUUUGGAGGGUUCCUGGCGGAGGAGUGUGGGAUCCUGAGCGGCUGUGAGAACGGGCGCUGCGUCCGUGUUGCUGACGGCUUCACUUGUCACUGCCACGAAGGGUACCGCCUUGACCCAGCCCGUAUGGCCUGCCUUGAUAUCGACGAAUGUGGCGAGACGGAGGGGCUUUGCCCAGGCGGGCGCUGCCUCAACAUGGAGGGCUCCUACCGCUGCUUGUGCCCACGUGGCACAAUGCCUGCUGGGCAGCCCCCCCGCUGUGUUCCUGCCCCCCGCAGUCGAGCCUGAGCAGGAGCGGCUGGGGAAGUAUUUAUUACCUGUAUAGUCUGGGACCGUGGGAGGGGCUGUUAGGAUGAAGGGGGCAACACAGAACAAAAUCCCCCCCACUCUGUCUUGGUUCUCACCCCACCAGCAAACAGAAGCCCCUGAGAACCACCCCCCGUAACACCCCCAGAGGUGGCCUGGAAAUGCACCUAGGCUGGGGGGGGGGUCUCAUCCGCUCCCAGGGCAUUUGUGGGAGUGUUUGGACCAACUAUACCCCCUAACCAGCCAAGAACCAGGGGGAGGGGAGGGGAGGGGAGAAAUCCAAAAAUAUGGUUCAGCCCCCAUCAUAUGCAAAAGUGGUAGAUCCCUGGGAAGCUAAAUUUGAGGCUUGCCCUCGGCCACCAAACAGAGCCUUCCCCUCCCCCUUCUGCCACUGGAAGACCUUUUGCAAAGUCCAGCCACUUUCCUCCACAGCCUGUUUUGGCCCUGUGGGGGAGGGGGCCACUACCCCCUCUGUGCAAGGGCUCAUGCCCACUCUUACACACACCCCUCUCCUCACGCUCUGCCAGAGACUCUCUUUAAUUCCUUUCUCUGGCUUUUUGAUGCCUUGCACCGGCCCUGGCGCCCAGCGUCCUCCUGGCACAGAAUCUGGUGCCACGUUGGGCACCUCAGUGUGUUUGCCAAAGAAAGCAGGUGACCUUAAUUAGGGCUGCAAGCCAAGGCCGUACUGGGGUGGGAACUUCAGCCGCGUGCCCCUCCCCGCUACUCCUCCAGGCUUCCCAGUGGCAAUGAGGGCCAGCUCCACUUGCCUCCUCCCUCCUCCGUGCCCCCACCUCACUAAAGUUACUGGAACAAUAAAAGUUUUCUAUAAAAGGAGCCGGUGUGAGUGUCCAGGGGCUGGCGGUGAGGGCAAGGUGUGCUGGAGGGGAAGAGGGCAGUCCCUCCGCAGAAGGGCUCAGGGGGCACAGUUCUCUCCUCCCCCCGUACAGCCUCCUGUUCUCAACUCAGCCUGUCUGUUCUCCCUCCGCUGACUGCCCCAGAAAAUGCAGAAACCAGGCCAGCCGCUUAAAUACAGUAUUUCCCAUUCCACACAGUAUUAAAGUAUACAUUAAAAGCAAAAAAAGGCACUUUGUAUUGUCAAGGGCAAACCGUUGAUUUCCACCUCCCCACCCCCCACCCCACCAUGCUUUUGGUCUGCUCCCUUUCAGUUCAAGUCUUCACUGUGGCAUUGUGGCUGAUCCCCUCUGAGCAGCAGGACUGUGGUUGCAACAGCUCAACUCUUGCAAAGCUGAUCACCGUUGGAAAUACUUUUCUGUAAUGUUAAAGCCCACUUUUGUAGCUGUGUUAAAUUAAACCAAGGCGGCGAUACGCAAGACCAAAGAAGAGGGUGGGGGUGGAAAGCAACCCUCCUUCCCCCCACAGCAGCCAGCUUUGCAACAGGGUCUUCAUGAACCUCCUCCAUGGCGAAACCAAAGUGCCUGCCCCUAAUCAGUAGGGGUGGCUUUGCAGAGAGCCUGGCCCUUGGGGGCAGGAGGAUGCAGUGUUCCACAGUUGCAGAAUCUGGUAUCCUCAUGUGGAAUUCGGUGCCUGCAAGUUCAAGCUUCAUUUUUGGUUCCUUUUUAAAUAAAAUUACUACCCUUUA